Messenger RNA from Ornithodoros turicata, 810 nucleotides. RefSeq names its product dynactin subunit 6-like (gene DCTN6-p27). Gene Ontology annotation, molecular function: dynein complex binding. Lineage: Eukaryota; Metazoa; Arthropoda; Arachnida; Ixodida; Argasidae. The record is from RefSeq and is a predicted model, not a curated record. Gene Ontology annotation, cellular component: dynactin complex. Gene Ontology annotation, biological process: mitotic spindle organization. The transcript has 7 exons. The coding region runs from base 75 to 659 and encodes 194 amino acids.
AUUAUCACUCUCUGCUAUAUUGUUUGUUCCAGUUUCGAGGUUUUUCAGCUUUGCAUGAAUAAAAAGUCCGAGUUAUGUCAAGCGCACGGAAGCCUCCUCUUGGAGUCGUGAAGAUUUACCAAGGAGCACUUGUUACAGCAGAAUGCGAAAUUAAAGGAACCGUGACAAUAGGUAGCCGAACUGUUGUGCAUCCUGCUGCACAUAUCAUUGCGGAAGCAGGGCCCAUCAUCAUAGGGGACAAUAACCUCAUUGAAGAACAGGUGUACAUUAUCAACAGGAAAUGUGAAACUGAUCCACCAGGUGAAGAGGUUGUUAUGACCAUUGGAAAUAACAAUGUUUUUGAAGUUGGAUGUUAUACAGAAUCUUUGAACAUUGGGAAUAACAAUGUUCUGGAGUCCAAAUGUAAGGUAGGACGCUAUACUGAGCUUACUAGUGGAUGUGUCAUUGGGGCAAUGUGCGAAGUUUGCAUAAACGAAAAAAUCAAGGAAAACACCGUGAUCUAUGGACGAAAUUGUGAAAGGAGGUUACAGAAUGAAAAGCCAGCAACUCAAGUCUUGCAGCUGGACUUCCUCAUAAAAAUUCUUCCCAACUACCAUUAUUUUUGGAAGCCCAAUAAAGGAGAACAAGUUUUACAGCAAGUGAAGCGGGAAAGCAAGUGAUCGUGGCACUAUAAUAUCCUGGGCUAUCCAGUAUAUUUCAUUACUAGGGAGGAAUUUGGUCGCUGAACAUAUAAAAAUGCACACAGUACUGCUUUUGUGUGCCAUAUGACUUGGACCAUUGUUUCAAAAUUAAACUGCCUAUUUGCUAUUU